Messenger RNA from Prosopis cineraria, 1988 nucleotides. RefSeq names its product phosphoinositide phospholipase C 2-like. Gene Ontology annotation, biological process: lipid metabolic process; phosphatidylinositol-mediated signaling. Gene Ontology annotation, molecular function: phosphatidylinositol-4,5-bisphosphate phospholipase C activity. The record is from RefSeq and is a predicted model, not a curated record. NCBI's taxonomy places the organism in Eukaryota, Viridiplantae, Streptophyta, Magnoliopsida, Fabales, Fabaceae.
GUCCAUUAUUUAUUCCCUUCCUCGCGCAUCCCAUUCUCUCCUUGACAGCUUAACGCACACAUACUCUCUCUACCAUUCCUCUCCUUACUUAUCGGAGUUAGGUGGCACGCAUGUCGAAACAGACUUACAGAGUCUGCUGCUGCCACCGGGGGUUCAGGCUUCGUGGCUCCGAGGCACCGCCGGAGAUCAAGUCGCUUUUUGAUCACUACUCUGAGAAUGGCUUUAUGACUGCUGCUCACCUCCAGAGGUUCUUGAUUGAGGUCCAGAAAGAAGAGAAGGCCACAGAAGAUGAAGCCCAGGCCAUCAUCGACGGCCUCAAGCAUAUGAUUAGCUUUCAUCGGAGGGUUCUCGCUCUUGACGGUUUCUUCAAGUAUCUCUUCAGUGAUCAAAACCAACCUCUCUCACCUUCUCUUGGGGUACACCAUGAUAUGACUGCACCGUUGUCUCAUUAUUUCAUAUUCACCGGACACAAUUCCUACCUCACUGGAAAUCAACUCAGUAGUGAUUGCAGUGAUGUUCCCAUUGUACGUGCCCUGCAAAGAGGUGUAAGAGUGAUAGAGCUGGACAUUUGGCCCAAUGAUACAAAGGAUGGUGUGCAUGUUCUUCAUGGAAGGACGCUGACUGCUCCUGUAGAGCUUAUCAAAUGUCUGAGGUCCAUUAAGGAGCAUGCCUUUUCUGUGUCUGAAUAUCCAGUUGUAAUAACUCUAGAAGACCAUCUUACUCCAGAUCUGCAGGCUAAAGUGGCUAAGAUGGUCACUCAAACAUUUGGAGACAUUCUAUUUUUGCCUGGCACGGAAUGCUUGAAGGAAUUUCCUUCUCCAGAAUCACUUAAAAGGAGGAUUAUUAUAUCAACCAAACCGCCUAAGGAGUACCUUGAGGCUAAAGAAGUAAAGGAAAGUGGGGACGAGACACUGAAGGCAAAGACCUCAGGUGAUGAAGAAGCUUGGGGGAAGGAAGUCCCAGGCUUGAAAGCUGGCGCUUUAGCUGAUAACAAGAACCAUGUGGAUGAAGAAGAGGUUAUUGAAGAGGAGGAUCUUGAUGAAGCAGAUAAGUCACAUCAAAAUGGAGCUCCCGAAUAUAGGCGUUUGAUUGCCAUACAUGCUGGAAAACCCAAAGGUGGAAUAGAUGAACUUCUGAAAGUGGAUCCUGAUAAAGUGCGACGUCUAAGCUUAAGUGAGCAAGAGCUUGAGAAAAUGUCUGUAACUCAUGGCAAAGAAAUUGUCAGGUUUACUCAGCGGAAUAUCCUGAGGGUCUAUCCAAAAGGUACACGCAUUGACUCAUCAAAUUAUAACCCACUAAUUGGGUGGAUGCAUGGAGCUCAAAUGGUUGCAUUUAAUAUGCAGGGUUAUGGGAGAUCACUUUGGGUGAUGCAAGGAAUGUUUAAAGCCAAUGGUGGAUGUGGUUAUGUUAAAAAACCAGAUUUCCUACUGAAGACUUUCCCGAAUAAUGAGUUCUUUGAUCCUAAAGCUACGUUACCUGUUAAGACUACAUUGAAGGUGACCGUAUACAUGGGAGAAGGAUGGCAUAAUGAUUUCCAUCAAACCCACUUCGAUCAAUUCUCACCUCCGGACUUCUACACAAGAGUGGGAAUAGCAGGAGUACCAGGUGAUAGUGUGAUGAAGAGGACAAAAGCAAUAGAGGACAAUUGGUUUCCUACAUGGAACGAGACAUUCGAAUUGCCUCUCACCGUUCCAGAACUGGCAGUGCUUCGAAUAGAAGUUCAUGAGUACGAUAUGUCAGAAAAAGAUGACUUUGGUGGCCAAACAUGCCUACCUGUUCCCGAGCUAAGAAGUGGAAUUCGAGCAGUUCCACUACAUAGCCGCAAGGGUGAGAAGUACAACUCCGUGAAGCUCCUUAUGCGCUUUGAGUUUCUGUGAUUUUAUCGUGUACAGUAGUAGACAAGUGCUUGUAGUAACUGUAUAAAUAUCUUGAGAUGUGCUUACUGGUGUAAUAAUUAAUCUAUAAAACUUAUGUGUAUUUUCUUAUUA